Diachasmimorpha longicaudata is the source of this 2088-nucleotide messenger RNA. RefSeq lists its product as uncharacterized. The coding region runs from base 321 to 1262 and encodes 313 amino acids. The transcript has 5 exons. The record is from RefSeq and is a predicted model, not a curated record. NCBI's taxonomy places the organism in Eukaryota, Metazoa, Arthropoda, Insecta, Hymenoptera, Braconidae.
GGAUGGAGACGGUCUGACUCUCUUUCCAUGUAUUCAACACUCCAAUACGGACAAACCAAUACUGUGACUCUCUUCAUUCUGUUCCGCGACACCAAGUUAAGCUCGCCCACCCGCUCGCAACCCAAUUCUAGCGAGUCUCGCGCUCACGUGUAUAAGGCUCAGUCCUAGUUCAGCCUUCCAACGAAUGACAACAUUCACAUUAAAUGUAAAAUUAUUAAAAACUCAUCAUGACUGAAUAAAGAAUCAUAUUAAUCAGUUUACGGCUGCUUAUUUCAUUUCGUGUUGCAAAAUUUAAAAAAAUACACAGUUAUCUCCCAAGAAUGCCUAACAAAUACCCACCGACGUGCGGCUGUAGUGUGCCCCUGAAAUCAUCGGAUUCGAGAAAUGAGUUAUCGAAUUUAUCGUUGGACAAGUCUAAAUCGAUGAACGGUAAUGCUGUGGACGGACGGUCUUCGCGAAAAAUUGAGAAAACAAAAGGGCGACAUAACAGAAGCAAAACGAGGACCUCCGAUACAGGUAGCAGCGGUUCCGUUCCCCAGCAAACGAGACUUCCGAAAAAUAAUGGCGAACAGAAGAAGAGGCCGAAUCCCUCGAGGAGAAGUAGAAGCGCUGAACGUUCUGAAUCUCAUUACGUUUACAUCGAUUCUGAUGAUUACACCAGCAGGGAUCAGGUGCAGGUGGUUGCUUAUGCCACUUCUCCAAUGGUUCCCGAAAAUACUGUGAAUGGAACUGCAACCUACGGUGUUCUGCCCGAUGUACCCUCUCGCAAUUGCCAACGAAUAUACGCGAUUCCCUCGAUGACAUCACCUCCACCCACAUAUGACGUGGCAGUCGCCAAGUCUUGGCAGACUGGACUUCCACCUUCCUAUGAAGACUAUUUAUGCCACAAAUAUGCAACACUUUCGCGAUCACAUACGCCUCCACCGCCGUGGUCCAUCACCAGCUGGGAUUCCGUGGAAAAUCCCCCGGAAGGCCGGGAACACUCGUCGCGGUUUGCAGCUUUGAACAGUAAUGGCCAUAAUGUUUAUCAGUCUCAGACUGACAUUGUCCGGGAAGCGGUCAAUGGGACGAAUCCCAACAUGAUCUUCCGAAAACACGUCAAGCAGCAGAGAUUACGAGCUAUGCGUCGCCGAUCAUCAAGUGAGAGCCGCGCCCACCAGCAAAGACUUGCGACCAUGUGCGAGGACGGGGCAUUCUGCAUGGAAACGACAGUCAUUCAAUCGGCCUUCGAGGACGGUGUAGCAUUCUGCAGUUUGAUGUAAAUAACGUCAAUCACCAGAGACAACAAAAACCGAGUAAAUUGAAAAAAUUCAGUUGAGAGCACUAGGCAUUGAGGUGAUGUCUUCACACAUAGGGAAUAGCGGGGUAAAAUUAGAGUACGUUAUACGUCUAUGUCUCACUGUCAUUUUAGCCCGCCUUCCCACAUACAAGUCUGCCAAAUAUGUUCUUAAAAGACAAAUCCUAAUAAAAUAAUAGUGUAUAUGUACGACACCGGCUGGCCCAGUGUCGAAAUAUGUGUAUAUUUGGAAAUACUUUUAGUUUCGUCAAUGUUAGAACUGUGGUUACAAUUACAGUUGAUGAAACAUGAGAAUAUUUAAGCAAUCUAGUGAUCUAUGAAACAUUUCGCAGGGUCCAAUAACACAGCUCUGUCAAAUUGUUGCUAGAUUGUAAAUUAUGUUCAAUCGGAAAGUGACUAUUUUUCAGGGGCUCAUCUAGUCUUAAAUGUCAUUCCAAACGAGUGAAUGCAAGUGCAGUAGAAUCUUCGUAUAAGAUAAUUGCUGCGUCGAGGGUAUAUUAUAAAGAGGUUCUACUGUAGAUCGUUAGGCCGUGCUCCGUUGAAAAUGCCGUGUUUUGCUUUCGUGGAAAUGUGAUAUGUUAUAAGAGCAUGACACUCAUUUACCCGAAUUUAGGAGAACCAAUUGAUCAGCGUCUAUUCGAAUUAUUCAACAUACUGUGAAGUUAGGGAUCAGUCAUUGUGUGUAUUUCGAAUGAGCUACGUUAUGUGCGUGAUUCCGAUCACAAUUAUGUAUAACCGAUGUUCAUGUGAAGUUAAUGUAGCGAAAUAAAAAUCCACCCGUCCGGUUAUGA